This is a messenger RNA of Siniperca chuatsi (mandarin fish), 6121 nucleotides long. It is a transcript of the gene kdm4c, whose product is annotated as lysine (K)-specific demethylase 4C. NCBI's taxonomy places the organism in Eukaryota, Metazoa, Chordata, Actinopteri, Centrarchiformes, Sinipercidae. Gene Ontology annotation, cellular component: nucleus. Gene Ontology annotation, biological process: chromatin remodeling. The coding region runs from base 262 to 5217 and encodes 1651 amino acids. Gene Ontology annotation, molecular function: histone H3K36 demethylase activity; histone H3K9 demethylase activity. The record is from RefSeq and is a predicted model, not a curated record. The transcript is spliced from 22 exons.
CUCCUGCCGAUUCGCAGAUCACACAGUGCACGGAUAAAUCCACCACACCACGGUCUGCCUCUCACUAGGAUCGUGCCUGUUAGCACGCUCACACACAGUUGAGCCGGAGUAGAGGCGGUCUGGAACGCGGCCCCAAGGCACGAAGCAGCGGCAGCAGUGGUAGCAGCUGUCAUGUGAAUCAGCUGGACGAACAAGGAAGGGGAUAAACAACAACACGAAUCCGUCUUUUUAAAUCGAGAUUAUAUCUGGUGAGGUGGCAGGAUGGCGGGAGCAGAGGUGUUCACCCCUGCAAACCCCACCUGCAAGAUAAUGACCUUCAGGCCCACCAUGGAAGAGUUCAAGGACUUCAACCAGUACCUGGCUUAUAUGGAGUCUCAGGGCGCACACCGCGCAGGCCUGGCUAAGGUGAUUCCUCCUAAAGGCUGGAAGCCCCGUCGUACCUAUGACGACAUAGAUGAUCUGAUGAUUGAUGCUCCCAUCCAGCAGAUGGUGGCUGGCCAAUCAGGGCUCUUCACUCAAUACAACAUCCAGAAGAAGCCUCUUAGUGUGCAGGAGUUCAGGCGAUUAGCUAACAGUGACAUGUACUGUACACCUCGCUACCUGAAUUAUGAAGAUCUUGAAAGGAAAUAUUGGAAGAACCUCACUUUUGUCUCCCCCAUAUAUGGUGCUGAUGUCAGUGGCAGCCUUUAUGAUGAGGAUGUGGAGGAGUGGAACAUUGGCCACCUGAACUCUAUCUUGGAUGUUAUCGAGGAGGACUGUGGUGUUUCCAUCCAGGGGGUUAACACUCCAUAUCUCUACUUUGGCAUGUGGAAGACCACCUUCUCCUGGCACACUGAAGAUAUGGACCUGUACAGCAUCAACUACCUCCACUUUGGAGAGCCCAAGUCCUGGUACGCCAUCCCCCCUGAGCAUGGGAAGAGACUGGAGCGUCUGGCUACAGGUUUCUUCCCCAACAGCUUCAAGGGGUGUGAGGCUUUUCUUCGUCACAAGAUGACUCUAAUCUCCCCUUCCAUACUGAAGAAGUAUGGCAUUCCCUUUGAUAAGAUUACUCAGGAAGCUGGAGAGUUUAUGAUCACCUUCCCUUAUGGCUACCAUGCUGGCUUCAAUCAUGGCUUCAACUGUGCGGAGUCCACCAACUUUGCUACUGUGCGCUGGAUAGACUAUGGCAAAGUGGCCACACAGUGCACGUGUAGCAGGGACAUGGUAAAGAUAUCCAUGGAACCCUUUGUGAAACGUUUUCAACCUGACCGGUACCCUAACUGGAUGCUGGGCAAAGAUUCUGCACCUAUUGACCACACACAUGCCACUCCCAGUACAACACCAGAGCUGCAGAGCUGGUUGCAGAGGCGGCGCAAGACCAGAACUACUAAUAAAAGCAGCAGCCACUCUCGUACGCGCUCCAAGCGCCUCAGAACCUCAGAGGAGCCUGUUGGUCUGGAUGGGGGCUCAGCGUUGAGCAGCAGCAAGAGGAAAGGCCUUGGUGGUCCGCCUGGGUCCAAGAUGCGAAGGUCUGUGGCAGAGACAACCUGCAGGGAAGAGGAGAAAGAGAAGAAAAAGGAAGCUGAGUCAAAGCACAACCAGAAUCAGAACUCUGUUCAGCUUUCUGGUCCUUGCAGACAGAUGUGUGUGGUCAAGGUAAAUCGUGUAGAGAGUAAUAGUUUGGGAUUUUCUAAUAAGGAGACAUCCCAUAACUCUCACUGCAGCCCCUUCCCCUCCCCUGCCUCACUAGUGAGGAAUGACCUAAAGGCAGAGACGGUCACUCAUACUGACCCUCAACACCUCUCAGGGUCAGGGGUCAUGAUCAGGACUCCUGAAGGACUUAGACAAUGGCCUCAGGCUCCCCAGAUGCAUCCUGGAAUUACUGAGUCAAGGUGUCGCUCUCCUGAACCACAAGACCUCUCAACUUCUCAGGACUGCUCUAUCAGGGUCCCUCCCCAGGAGGUCAACAAACUCAGCUCAUCUUCCCACACAACAAGCACUGCUGCUGAAACUGAGAUGAGCUUGUGUCCCCCUGACUCUGACGCUCAGACAUCUAGUUCAUGUAGAGAAGACACUUUAAGCCUAACACCAAACACUGACAGCUGCAUGGACACAGGUACUGAGAAUUACACUAACAACACUGCUAAAGCAAAGAAAAUGGACACAGUUGUUGAUCCAAAACAUAUCAAUCCAUACUCCACUACAGAAGCACUUUAUGAUCUCAAAACUGAGCCAGUAGAGGGGGGUAGUUACACAUCAUGUGGCUCCUUCUCCCCUCCAGGACACACUUGCAGUUUAGAAAAAAGCAGCACUGAGGAAAAUCUUUUCCCUCCUCUGCUACAGAGGAAUGCAGUGGAUAUGCCACAACUCACUCCAGAGCCAGCAGAUAAGGUUGGAAUCUGCCCUUUGCCGCCUGUACUGAUUCAAGAGAUGCCCUCCCUCACCCCGGCUGAUGAUGGACUAACUGACGUCCCAAAGUCUAGAUCUUGCAGUCCCCAGGUUGCACCUGUACUUCAACGGGAGACGCCAACUGGCUCUCCGUCCUCACAUGGAGCCAAACAGGAAGAGAGAGAAACUGACUUAAUGAUGUCAAAAGAACCUCUUACUGUAGAACAUGCCAACAACUGGCAUUUAGAUUCUCCAUAUAAUUGUGAAGGGGCAGCUGUGUCUGGUUUAGAAGGAAACACGGCUCAUUUAACCACCAAUGCUAUGCACAAAAUAACAUCUGGUGGUGUCCACGAAAUGCUAAUAAUGCCAGAAAUUGCUGCAGAAAAGGAUCGUACAAAGCUGGAAAAUGUUACUGCUGGACAGAGUGACGCUUCCCCUCGCCAGCUAGUUCAGAGCAUUGUACCUCAAGCAGAGCAGCAAUACAGCUUAGCAGAGUUAGCAAGUAAAGAUAACUCAAAGGACCCAGCUCAAAGAGACAGUGCAUUCAGUCUGAGCAGUGCUGGUUUUCUUUUAACUGAUACCUCGCACAAUAAUCCCCCAGCCCCUUCCCUUCCAUUAUGCUCUCAAAGUCACUCAGCAUUACAACUCCACCACCACACUACAUACUCCCCUUCGAAUUGUACUUCCCAGAACCCGUACAUUGAGCCCAAACCUUUCUCCAGCAGCAUCUGGAAAAAUUUCAAUUCCCAGGGUCCUGCAGUACUCAUUCAGAGUCUGCAUCCAGAACUCCCUUCUGACUUUACCCAUGACCCCCUACCUUACACCAUGUGGACUGAACCCCAGUGCAAAGAAGUCACAGACCUGGAGGACCCAGAACAAGACCUCCGUGAGUCAGAGAACCAGGAAGAGGAAGGUGGGCCUCUCACCUGGGCCCAGCUCGAACCCACAUCGCUAGUUUCAGUCGGUGCUGUUGAGCCCCUGGGGCUUUGUGGAGAUUAUGAACUCCACAGAGGGGAAGUGGAUGGGUCCGAAGCCCUUUCCCUGUGCAGGGAGCUGGGGAGACAAAGGGAGGCAGAGGAGAGUCUACACCACUCCGAUAGUGCUGUUUCACUUCUCGGAAUGGGAGGAGGAGAACAGAAUGGGGUGUCGGAUAUGGAAGAAGGGGGAUCUGAUGGCGAAGAGGCAGCGCAGCAAAGUAGUGCCAAGGGAGAGAGCAGUAGUGACUCAUCUGAUGAAGAAGAAGAAGAAGAAGAAGAGGAAGAAAAUGACACAAGUAACUGUGAGUGUGAUGAAUCAGGCCUGGAACCUGGGGAGGUUUGUGCUUACCCUGCGCUGUCAAUGAAGAGGACCACUAAGAGCUGGCGUCACCCACUCAGGAAACCUACUGCAAGGGCUGUACCCACUGCUGUCAAACAGCAGGCUGCCAGUGAUGAUGAGCCCCCUGAAGCAAACCUGGCAGAGGAGGAGGAGCUGGAAAUGGAAGCGUGGGCGAAGCCCCUCAUCUACCUGUGGCAGAACAGGAAGAGCUGCUUCACAGCAGAGAGGGAGUACAAUGCUCAUGCAGCCACCAUGCAGCCAUACUGUGCUGUGUGCACACUCUUCAUGCCCUAUUAUCAGGCUGAAGACAAAGCAGAGGACAAUACACCUGUCGUAGCUAAGGACACUUCCGAGCCUUCAUCUCCAAUGCAGGGCCCCACACGUCCCUGUAGAGGUCUGAGAAGGACCAAGCCCCUGGUCCCAGAGAUCUGCUUUUCUUUCCGGGAACAGAACUGCCCCCCAACUCCCACUAACCCCCUGCUGCAGGAAGAUGGCACCUCCCCUCUGCUCUACUGCCACAGCUGUUGCCUGCAAGUCCAUGCAAGUUGCUACGGUGUUUCCGCUGAUGACGUCAGUGAACAGUGGUCGUGUGAUCGCUGUUCAGAAGGAACCUUUACAGCAGAAUGCUGUCUCUGUAACCUCAGAGGUGGAGCUCUGAAGAAAACCCAAAACGACAAAUGGGCUCACGUGAUGUGUGCAGUAGCACUGCCAGAGGCAAGGUUCACAGAUGAAGCCAAGAGGAGUCCCAUUGACACCAGUAUGAUCCCCAUGCAGCGAUAUAAAUUGAGGUGCAUCUAUUGUCGUAAGCGCUGUGCAGGAAAGCGACAGGCAGGUGCUUGUAUCCAGUGCUCAUGUGGCCGGUGUCCCACCUCCUUUCAUGUGACCUGUGCCCAUGCUGCCGGUGUAAUCAUGGAGCCUGAUGAUUGGCCAUAUGUCGUGUCAAUCACCUGCCAUAGACACCAAUCACGGAGUUCGUCAGCUAAGCAGCGAGCGUGCCAAGCGUCCAUCUCACUGGGCCAGACGGUGAUCUCCAAACACAAGAACCUGCGCUACUACAGCUCAAAGGUCACCCAAAUCACAUCCCAGAUGUUCUACGAGGUCAUGUUUGAUGACGGCUCCUUCUCCAACGAUACCUACCCCGAGGAUAUAGUGAGCAGAGAUUGUGUGAACUUGGGUCCUCCUGAAGUGGGGGAAGCUGUUCAAGUGAAAUGGCCUGAUGGGCUGUUCUAUGGUGCCAAAUACCUGGGAUCCAAUGUCUCCUACAUGUACCAGGUUGAGUUUGAGGACGGGUCUCAGGUGCUGGCAAAAAGAGAAGACGUCUAUACUUUAGAUGAAGACCUGCCUAAAAAGGUGAAACGUAGACUUUCCACGGCAUCAAGCAUGCGUUUCCAAGACGCCUUCUUCACAACGCAGGGGGAGAGGAAACGGCAGAGAACACCCAAUUCACGCUUCCAAAAAGACUAUGUGGCCCUACCAGGCCUCCGUACAACUGCCAAAAGCACAUGGGAGCAACGCAGCCACAAAGGGAAAUGAAGUCAUGGAAAAGGAUCAAUGACAAAUGAAUGCACUGAUGCACAGGUUGUUUGUGCGGGUGUGAGUAUGCUUGUGUGUAAGUUCUUUGGAUCUACUUCCAUCUUAACGAUUGCCCACACAACUUCCCUGUGAACAGAUCAGAGGAAACAACGUAAGGGAAUGGGUGAUAUGGGUUAGAUGGAUGACGAUAACUUACGUGUGCUUGUACAUUAUACAUCAGUGAUUGGUGGCUGGGUGUUGGGACGGGCUGGAGAAGAAUUCUGAUUGGACACCUGGACUAAAUAGAAUGGGUUAACAGAGGGCAUUGUUGCCUCAGUUGCCUAGUGCUUUCACAUCCGUCAGGGAAAAUAAACGUGACUUACAUUUGUCACAUCACCCUUUUUGAAAUAAACAACUUAAACUUUUUUCUUUGUACAUGAAAAAUUCACAGGUGAGAUUUUUCUAAAUAGCUUGCCUAUGGUAGCUUUUUCGGGAUCUGUUAUUUCCAGUUUUGAUUUUGAAUAUUUAUGCACUUUGUAGUAUUUGCCUCAUGUCUUACGGUUUCUCCCCGCAUGUUAAACAUUGUCUCCUAACUGCUUCUGCAGGGCCAAAUCCAAUUACACUACAAUGGCUUCCUCUCUGCAUAUAUGAAUUGUGUAAUUUGACACUGAAAAAUUAAUCACUGCUGAAUUUAAAAAAAUAAAUAAAUAAAUGUAACCACAUAUUAAUCAUUUCCUAAGGUGAAAGAAUCAGACAGGAAGCCAUGCCUUUUGUGUUGGAUUCUUUGCCCUGUUAACGUGAAAUGCUACUGUAGCUCUGUUGAAUGAAACACAUUGAAAUUAUUUAAAAUUUGUAUUUAUUUUUGGCUUGCUAUAGUUAAACUAUUGCUAACUGCUGUAAGGAAAACAAUAAAAAAUUACAUAUG